AUGAUGUCACAACAGAUUCAUGUUCCUCCGCAGCAAGAAACGCCUAUGAGACAACGGGGAGUUUAUAGCAUUGAUCAGAUAUUAGGAACAGCCGCUAAAUACAACAGGCAUAGUGACGUUUUUUUGGAAAUUAUUGUGAAAGACUUGACAAUUCAAGAUGAUGUCACAACAGAUUCAUGUUCCUCCGCAGCAAGAACGCCUAUGAGACAACGGGGAGUUUAUAGCAUUGAUCAGAUAUUAGGAACAGCCGCUAAAUACAACAGGCAUAGUGACGAUGUUUCAGACAGCUUUCUGGUUUCCAACAAAACAACAGAAGGCAGCGUCUCUGAUUGCGAACCAGAAGUAUGUUUAGACGACAGCGAAUCUCCAAACCGAGUAGAUUCACCCAUGGAUCAUGGUCUCAUGCCAGGAUCUGGUGGAAACGGUGGUUUAUCAUCAACUACUGGCGGACAUGGAUCUAAUUCGCAUCAAGAUUGCGGUAGUUCAGAUCAUGGUGAUAUGAUGGAUGGACCUGGUGGAAGACCGAGGAAGGUCAGACGGUCUAGGACUACAUUCACCACGUACCAGCUGCAUCAAUUGGAAAGGGCUUUUGAGAAAACGCAAUACCCUGAUGUGUUUACAAGAGAAGAGCUGGCUAUGAGACUGGAUUUGAGCGAAGCUCGCGUACAGGUUUGGUUUCAAAACAGACGAGCAAAAUGGAGGAAACGUGAAAAAGCUAUGGGACGAGAUGGAGUUGGUUUCAUGCAUUCUGAUCAAGGAGUCCCAGAAUUCGCACUCCACGGCCACCUCUCCGAUCCGUUCUGGCCAGGCUUAGGAUUCCCAGGAAUUUUUCCGUCACCAGGUUCCGUACCCCUCGGUCUACCAUGUCUACCAGGGUUACCACACAAGCUCCAGCCUCAUGCCGUUUCCGUACCAUCAUUUCACGCUUUAUUAAGCCGAUGCAUGCUGGCAGGAUUACCAUUCCCGCCUCCUACGAGCGCUGCAGGAGCUUCCACAGGUCCUCAACAACAGCAAUUACAAAUGCAAUUGCAGCAACAAUUGCAACAGCAAUUGCAGCUUCAAGCUACCGCAGAAGAAGAAGCUGAUCCUUCGAGACGCGGAAGUGCGGAUGCUUUAAGGCUCAGGGCGCAAGAACAUAUUAUGUUGGGGCAGCAUAUUGUGGUUCCCAGCCCGAAAGGACAAUUGCAUACUGGGUCGUAG
Messenger RNA from Ctenocephalides felis (cat flea), 1200 nucleotides. RefSeq names its product homeobox protein orthopedia B-like. Gene Ontology annotation, biological process: regulation of transcription by RNA polymerase II. NCBI's taxonomy places the organism in Eukaryota, Metazoa, Arthropoda, Insecta, Siphonaptera, Pulicidae. The record is from RefSeq and is a predicted model, not a curated record. The coding region runs from base 1 to 1200 and encodes 399 amino acids. Gene Ontology annotation, molecular function: DNA-binding transcription factor activity, RNA polymerase II-specific; RNA polymerase II transcription regulatory region sequence-specific DNA binding. The transcript is spliced from 5 exons.